ACGACACCAAUCAGCUUCUAUGUAGCAGGUUGGCCCCGCCUCUUCAUUCAGGCCCUGUCGGGGCGACAUUGUGCCAUUGAACCGUUGUUUUUUUUUUGCAAUUACCGCUGCACCCACAAGAGCGACCCGAAGCACAUCGAAGCCGCGGCCUUUUCUCCAUCAAAAUGACUUCUGCGGCAGAGUUUGAGAAGGCGGCGGAAGACGUGAAGAACUUGAAAACCAGGCCGUCGGACCAGGAGUUGCUGGACCUCUACGGCCUAUAUAAGCAGGCAAUUGUCGGAGAUGUCGACACAGAGAGGCCGGGUUUGUUCGACAUGAAGGGGAAAGCCAAGUGGGAUGCGUGGAGCUCCAGGAAAGUUCGUCCAUUUGCGACUGAUGAGGAGUUUAAAACUACGGUGAAGAUUGUGCAGACGUUUCAAGAGGGUCUUGGCAAAGUGCUGCAGCAGAAACUACUCCAGAGAGCCAAGGCCAGGAGGAACUGGCUGGAAGAAUGGUGGUUGGACACCGCGUACCUGGAGGCGCGCAUCCCCUCUCAGCUUCAUGUGAACUUUGGUGGCCCGGCUCCCUAUCUGGAGCAUUGCUGGCCCCCUGCAGAAGGAACUCAACUGGAGAGGGCCAGCAUUAACAUUUGGCACACGCUACAAUAUUGGAACCUCAUUUACAAGGAGGAGAUGGCCCCUCAGAAAGCUGGUAAGAUGGUGUUGGAUAUGGAUCAGUUUAGAAUGCUCUUCUGCACUUGCAAAGUACCCGGAGUUAAGAAGGACACUAUCUACAACUAUUUCAAGACAGAACGAGAGGGCCGGUGCCCGUCACACCUGGUGGUGAUGUGUCACGGACGGAUCUUCACCUUUGAUGCACUUUGUGAUGGAGAAAUCCUCACACCACCGGAACUCCUCAGGCAGCUGAGCUAUGUGAAAGAACGCUGCGAGAGACUGCCAGAAGGCGAUGGAGUUGCUGCUCUUACCUCUGAUGAAAGGACUCGAUGGGCAAAGGCCAGGGAUUAUCUAAUUCGCAUUGAUCCCCACAAUGAAACCAUCCUUGAGACCAUCCAGAGCAGCCUCUUCCUUAUAUCGCUGGAUGAUGCCAAACCCUACUCAUCAGCAGAGAAUUACACAAAUAUUGCGGUGGAAGCGCUGACAGGAGACCCCACCAUUCGCUGGGGAGACAAAUCCUACAACUCACUUGUGUUUGCCGACGGUACUUUUGGAUCCAAUUGUGAUCAUGCACCAUAUGACGCAAUGGUCCUAGUGUCCAUGUGUUGGUAUGUUGACAAACAACUCAAAGCUACAGACGGCAAGUGGAAGGGCUCAGACAGAGUCCGACCCAUGCCUUUACCCGAAGAGCUUGUUUUUACUGUGGACCAAAAAAUCAUGGGAGACAUCAGCCACGCCAAACUUCAAUAUAGAGAGACGGCACAGGACCUCCAGAUUGUGUGUCACGCCUUCACAGGGUUUGGAAAAUCUGCACUCAAAAAGAAGAAUCUACACCCUGACACCUUUGUUCAGCUGGCCAUGCAGCUGAGCUACUACCGCAUACACAAAAUACCCGGAAGUUGCUACGAAACAGCAAUGACUCGCAGGUUCUACCACGGCAGGACCGAGACAAUGCGGCCUUGCACCAGCGAGGCAGUCAGCUGGUGUAAAGCCAUGAUGGAUCCCACCUGCGAGGUUCAUGACAAGAGGAAAGCCAUGCUUCAAGCCUUCAACAAACACAACAAGCUGAUGACAGAAGGCCAAGAGGGAAAUGGUUUUGAUAGGCAUCUUCUCGGACUCCAUCUGAUCGCCAAGGAGGCAGGACAUCCCACUCCAGCUCUUUACCUGGAUCCACUCUACACAAAGAGCGGAGGUGGCGGGAACUUUGUGCUGUCAUCCAGUUUGGUGGGAUACACUCCAGUCCUGGGGGUUGUUGCUCCUAUGGUUCAUCAUGGCUAUGGCUUCUUCUACCGCAUCAACAAUGACAGGAUCGUGAUCUCCAUCUCAGCAUGGAAAUCUUACCAUCAGACUGACGCCGCAACGUUGUUCAACAACUUCUCCAACUCAAUGCAUGACAUGUUUCACCUGGCGACCACAUCUCAACUUUAAACAUUCACACUUAGAGACAUUGACUCACCUGACUGAUCUGCUCAUUUUCCACAAUCUGAAUGCACACUAGAGCGUUUGCUCCGAGCACCAAUCAAUGCAACUUUUAAGGACGAUUGAUUCUUUUGUGUGUGUGUCCGUGUGUGUAAGUUUUUUUUUUUUUUAAUUGUUGUUUUUUUGCCACAUCUUGCUUACCCCAGGCUCCUAUGUGACUUGUUUGGACCUCUGCUUCGGGUCCAUCUGGUUUGUCAUACCUAUUUUUGGGAACCUGUAACCGAUCAGUAAUUUAAAGAGUUUUUGUACCAUCAAUCAUAAUAAUAUCCUUCCUUACAUAUUAUGCCACCACUUGACAUUGUGAACUGAUGACAUUGUUAGUUAUACUGCUAUAGUUUAAAAUUGUAAUUUUUAAGGUGGGCCCUGAAGGCUCACUUGUUUUGUGUACAAAGACUUUAAACAUGAGCCAGCCUGAAAAAUGUUCCACUGACAUCCCUCAGAAACUAAUUUGUUAGAAGCUAAUUUCAUUGAAUAGUGGCCAGAGGCCUUCAUUUAGUUAACUGCACAGAGUAACAGGCAUUUAUUGGGGGUAAGGCAUUUACUGUAUUACAGAAUAGGCCUUUAGUUUUACAGAUGCCCUUUUAUCACACUAAAACAAGUUCAAUAUGUGCAAUGUCAUUUCCCAGACAAAUAUUGCUACUUAAAAUAGAUUGUUUAGUACUUAUAUAUUAAAUAUGUGAUUGGGUAUUGUGGGAUAUGAUUUUACUGAUAUGUUCUGCAAUAUUAGCAACGUUCACAUGUAUUUGUAUAAAUGAUUACAAAUGAAUAAAUGAAUGAAAUUAAUAAAAAAAUGAACAAUGAUGCGAAACAA
Syngnathoides biaculeatus (alligator pipefish) is the source of this 2943-nucleotide messenger RNA. RefSeq names its product acyl-CoA-binding domain-containing protein 7-like. The coding region runs from base 165 to 2081 and encodes 638 amino acids. The record is from RefSeq and is a predicted model, not a curated record. Gene Ontology annotation, cellular component: peroxisome. Gene Ontology annotation, molecular function: carnitine O-octanoyltransferase activity; fatty-acyl-CoA binding. Lineage: Eukaryota; Metazoa; Chordata; Actinopteri; Syngnathiformes; Syngnathidae. Gene Ontology annotation, biological process: fatty acid metabolic process. The transcript has 18 exons.